Camelina sativa (false flax) is the source of this 832-nucleotide messenger RNA. RefSeq lists its product as uncharacterized. The record is from RefSeq and is a predicted model, not a curated record. Lineage: Eukaryota; Viridiplantae; Streptophyta; Magnoliopsida; Brassicales; Brassicaceae.
GCGUCUCUAGCUCCCAGGUAUGCAAAGUUGCGAAUCUGAUGACUACGUCUUAAUUCACAAUAUGAUUAUGACACCAAAACGGCGAGAAGUUUGGUCGUUUCAAAGUUUGUCCUCAAAUUCGUCGUUAGAGCAGGUGAGAUUAGGUUAUCUUCUCUUCUCUACUUAUCUCCUUCAUCGAAGCUACUCCAUCUUCUAUAUGGUGCCAUGGUGGAAGUAAUAUUUAUAACCGGCUUGGAAACUAUAAACCCGUAAGAGAGAAUGAUUCGCAAUCUCUUCUCAUCUCUGACUCACCGAUUCGCCUGGGGGGUUCCGCUUUUCGUCUACGGCGUGACGUGGACGUUGUUUCUGACGAUCACGGUGGCGAUCAUCUCGCUGGCACCGGAAUUCGCAUUCGUCUCGGCGAUUUACCUGUCUUCUUCUUCGAUGGGGUUCUCGCUGCGGUGCGGUUCCGACGCAGCCGUUUUGGUUCCGUUGGAUCUUCCCACGGAGAUGUUCUGUUUGCCGGCGAAUCUUUUCCGGAGGUCGAAGAUGGACCUCGUUGUGCCGCCGGUUUUUGCAGCGAUUGUUGUGGCUCUUUCCGCCGUCGUCGUACGAACUAUGGGCCUUUGGGAGGCUGAAGAAGAAACCCACUAAUUUAGGCCCAUUUUAAUACACUCUUGACAUCGCAUAGACCACUAAAUAUUCUCAUACAUCUAAUUAUUAUAUGUGCAUCUUUUUUUUUAUAACCUUGUAAUAAUAUAGAUGUUAAAAAAAAAAAAAACCUUGUAAUAAUAUAUAUACUUGUCUUAAUAUAUAAUUUGGAGAAAUUAUAGAUUACUAGAGGAAAAUGUUA